Molecule: messenger RNA, 2028 nt
Organism: Coniosporium apollinis CBS 100218
Lineage: Eukaryota; Fungi; Ascomycota; Dothideomycetes
Exons: 7
Coding region: 1-2028 (675 amino acids)
Source: RefSeq, a predicted model, not a curated record
AUGCAGUCCAGCUCUCCUGCCGGACCGCUCGGUGGCGAUCCUUUUGAGAACAUCCGUCAUAACCUCAGCGCUCCAUGCGCCCGAAAAGUAUUCGACGAUUAUGAUGAGAACGAUACACAAACCAUGUUGGGGAUGUUCAAGAAUCUCUAUCACCGCUACGCUCACGACAGCAGCUUACGACAGCUUGGUCCCGGUCGUGGAACGCUCUCAAGCACUGGACCGUACCUUGUAAAGUGGAAGAAUCUGAUCAUUCAAGGGCUUGUCCACGAUGAAGUCUUCCAACGGAUGGUUGUCGAUGACAUUUUCUGCCAUAGGAUAGUCGAAUGGAACGCGCUUCGCCUGCAGGAACCGUGGCUACAAGGCAUUUACUUUCCCGGGUUCUAUGACCUUUACAGCGAAUGGGACGCAAGUCCGCUUGCAGCCUUGUCCACGUUUACACGCACGCCUAGUCAAGAGCAAAAUCUCACGCAAGAUGUCAUUCAACGAGCCAAGCACAUCCUUAUCAGCCUCAUACAGCAGUUUGAAGGACACCACCGCGAAGAACAUGAUAUUACUCUUCUGCAGGAGAUCAAACUGCCCGCAACCGAUACAGAUCCUUAUGUCCUCACUCUGCUGAAGCUAGUCAUGACUGAGAAGCGUAGGAAUAACGAGAGCGCCCUCCUGACAAGCGAUCUGCAAGACAACUGGCUUACGCCCGACCUGGGCCUUGGCCAACGGCUGGAAGAAGAGGCUCCUACGCAGCCGCCGGGGAACACGAUCAUUGAUGGCUUUGGCGCAACCAUCAUAGGAUUCCUGAAACAAGCACGGCCAAUCACCAUCAGCUUCUCUGAGCCUGACGUUCCCACUGAUGUAGUUAGUCGCCUCAAGUCUGCAACAGGAGAAGCAAGGCCCGACAAGGUAUACGAGGGCGUGAUGGCUCCACGUUAUGAGGACAAUGCGGAGCAAGACUCUUACAUCGAUGAUCCUCGUUUGUAUGACUGGCUAGCGACGGUUGACAAGGGAAUGUCUUGCUGUACCUUCUAUCCAGGAUUUUAUCUUCCACUUUGCGGUGCCAUACGUUACCACGAGCCGGAAUCUUCCAGACAGAAUCAGUCGUCCCGGCUACAUCUGGAAGGUUCCGAAGAGCUGAUGGACACACCUUCUGUCGGCAGCCUUCACCAUAACUCUGGCCGGCAUACAUCCGCAGCGCUCGACCCACGGGUUAGGACAGAUAGCGACGCAGAUGUUCUUGAAGGAGCCGAGAAUUACGUGAGAAAGGAAUUCCGCACGAAAGAUAGCUUCUCCAUUGAUCACUACGACGCGUGCAUCGGAGUCCUUUCAGGGCGUUAUGCACGGCCAAUCAGCGUCAUCGGCAAACCCAACACGCACUACGUGUUCCGGAGCUUCAAUCGAAAUCAACUCCUGGACAACUGGUAUCAUGUACGCGGCCUGCUGUACGUCAUUCCUAAGUACUACAACAAAGCCCGGCGGUCGUUGUGGGCCAAUUGCACACAGACAGAGGAAGACCUCUGCCGCUGCUUCUCUGCCAUAGUCGCAGCCAAAGACCCUAUCCCAUGGAUUCUCGGCCUAGAGUGGCUUUUGCGAGACUUCUGGAGGAAGAUCGUUCAAGCCUUGCGCGCGCCGCACGACGGUGAAGUUUCCGUUUCAUCUUUUGAAAGCGCGCGUCGGAUCUUCAACGAGUUAUGCCUGUUAUCCCACGGGAUCGCGAUCGCUGCGAUUGUCACUCGUCAUCGGUUCUCCACACAACUAGCUGUUGCGAGCGGCAAUGAGCCAGGCAGGCGUGAAAUGACGAGAUAUUGGUACAUUGCGCUUCGCCAAUGGGACGAUAUAUGCGCUGGAGUUGAUUGCCAGGCCUCGCUCCCUCCGUCGCUGGCACACAGUCCAUCAUUACGGCAAAUGCUUGCAGCCGGAACCCGAGAACUCAGAAUCGGUGAUCCAGACAUCCGUGGCUUGUUUUCGAACAACAGAGACACAGGCUACCCUUGUCUGUAUGCCGCUAUUGUCAACGUUAGGUCAGUGCCGCUUUGA